AUGCAAGCACUCCCACCCAUUUCUGAGAACAGUGUAGGCUGUCUGAUAACUCACAGGCUUCAAGCUGCCCUUAUAAAGUUGUUCCACUUUUGCAUACUUCCUCAUACAGCUAGUUUCUCAGUGAAGAUGAAGCUCCUCAUUUACAUAGUCUUGCUGAAGUCAACUCUCCUUGCUUUAACAAAUGUUUUUGCAGUUAUUUUAGAAGAGGAAGAAAAUGCCAAAGAGGCAAAAGUUACUGAGACUUGUCCUAUAAAGCUCAAAACUAAUCGGAAAUGUGAAGAAGGAGAGGACUGCCCUUAUCAGAUAAAUCUGCCUCCGAUGACCAUCCAGAUACCCAAAGAAUUUAAACUGCUUGAGAAGACUCUCAAAGAAGUACAGACCCUUAAAGAAUCAGUAAACAAGCUGAAGAAAUGCUGCCAAGAUUGCAAGCUGCAAGCAGAUGACAACCAAGACAGAGACAGAAGUAAUGAAUUCCUGCUACCUAACACUGCAGAAAACAGUGAAAGCCAAGAUAACAGAGUAAAUGAACUGCAAAACAAAGUAAACAGAAUGGCAACCAGCUUAAAAAAUGCAAAGAGCCAGAUUCAGACACUGCAGGGUCGUUUAGAGAAACUGAGCCUCAUAAAUAUGAACAAUGUGGAACAUUAUGUUGACAGCAAAGUUGCAAAUUUGACAUUUGCUGUGAACAACCUGGAUAACAAAUGUUCUUCUAAGUGUCCAGCAAUGCAAGCAAGACCUGUUAUACAAAUAAUGCAGAGAGACUGUGCUGACCAUUACACAGCAGGGAGAAGGAGUAAUGGAAUCUACAGUAUUACCCCUGACCCCAGAAAUGAGAGCUUUGAAGUUUACUGUGACAUGCAAACACAAGGAGGCGGCUGGACCGUGCUGCAACGGCGUCAGGAUGGCAGCACUAACUUCAACAGAACCUGGAAUGACUACAAAAAUGGCUUUGGAAACCUCAGCAGGGAGUUUUGGCUAGGCAAUGACAAAAUUCACCUCCUGACAAGGAGCCAGGAAAUGCAACUGAGAAUUGAUCUUGAAGAUUUCAAUGGAAUCAGAGAGUAUGCAAAAUAYGACCACUUCUACGUGGCCAACGAGUACCUCAAGUACCGUCUAAGYGUCCACGGCUACAGCGGCACAGCAGGCGAUGCCCUUCACUACAGCAGGCACUACAACCAUGAUCAAAAGUUCUUUACAACCCCAGACAAGGACAAUGACAGGUAUCCCUCRGGAAACUGUGGUGCCUACUACAGCUCUGGCUGGUGGUUUGAUGCCUGCUUGUCAGCCAAUCUCAAUGGCAAGUACUACCACAAGAAAUACAAAGGUGUUCGCAAUGGCAUUUUCUGGGGCACRUGGCAUGGGAUUUCUGAUGAUAUUCCCGGUGGAUAUAGGCAAUCCUUUAAAUCAGUAAAAAUAAUGGUCAGACCCAAAAGUUUUGUGCAGUAAUUCUWCACAUUUCUCUUAACUAGCUUGCAUUGGAUUGUAUUCAAAAUCGUAGUUACUCAGUAUUAUACUCAGAAACCAAGUGUUCAGUUAUGUUUGGCAAAAGAUUGUUCUAGACAAAACAACAUACUUCSGCAUAUUUUUUUUACAGUUUGAUCCAUAUAAUGUACUAAAACCAUCAUCAAAAUAUCUGAAUAGUUAUGGCUAAAACAUCAUAAGUCUUGGUUUUGCUAUGUAAAUAUUUUAAACAUUGCUUUUGGUGCUUUUACUGACUGUGAUAUACCACUUUUAUGAUUUAAAACUUUUAUGUUGUCUUCCACAAAUCRUGUCUUAAUGAAUAGUGACAUUUUUAACCUGAAAAUAAUUGAGGUGCAACUAAUAUAAAUUUGUCAAUACUUAGAAAGAAAACUAGUCUCUCUAAAACAGCCUUUUCCUAUAAUCUAUCCUUCACAGCUUCAAAGGUAUACCAUGGCAAUAUCACUAUAAAUUAGGAAAAAUACUACAAGUAUUAUUUUUAAAGAACUAGAAAACAGAGUGCCACAUGGCUUGCCCAACCACACAAAAAAAGGCCUUGAAGAAAACAGAAAAUGAAGAUGAUUCCUCAAAUUUCAUCCCUUUAUCAAAKAUUUUUCAAAGAAGUUGGUGGAAUAAUUGAAUAAAAGCAGAGGAAAUAAUUAYAAAAUCAUAGAAUCAUUUAGUUUGGAAAAGACCWUUAAGAUCAUUGGGCCCAACUGUUAACACAGAACUGCCAAGUCCAUAUUAUGCCAUGUCCCUAAGUGUCAUCUACUSAUGGAGAGAGCAUGUAACAAAUGACAACAUUCUCGCUCUUUUUGUUCCUCCAUUCAAGCUCAAGGUCCUAUUUGUCAUUUGUAGGAGAAAGGAGCUAUUAUGUAGCUUAUUGCACAUUUAUGCAGGCAGAUAGACAGGUAGGAGGAAGACACAUCAAAAGAAUCCAUAUUCUUUGCAUUAAUGCCUCUAAAUACAUACAAAGAGUUUGCAGUGCCAUCUUGCUUUCUCCUGAAUCAUUUAGGUAAGUCAAAUGUUACCUAAGUCAGAUGCUCUUGUAGAGACUCAAGCUCUCAUUCAAAUACUUCUCAAUCUAGAUAUCAUUAGACCCUAAAAUUAAAAUUUUUUAAAAAAAUGUAAUAUAAGAGAAGACUCUUCUCCCCAUUUUUGGGCUACACCAUUUAUAUCCACAAGAACAUAAAAAUCUACUGUCAAUUCUAAGCAAAAAAGAGAAUACAGGAUGAAAGGUUUUUUUUUCUAAAAUAUAACAAAUGAAAAAAUCAAAUUGUCAAAUAUUCAGGAAGUUCAGAUAAGAGACACUGUUAUUAAACCUCACGGUGUGGAUAGUGAGCAGAAGUUUGACUGCACCAAUCUAGACCAUGUCGCUACAAAGACAGUGAYCAACAUUGUGUGGAGAUGUAAUUUACCUUAGCAAGAGGCUAUUUUACUCUCUUUCUUAUACCAAUCCUGAGAUGCAGAAAAACUACACUAAGACUGUAUUUCUUUACCAAUUAAGUGAGGUCAUUGCUGACAUAGCCUUUUUGAUUAAAAGAGAUAGAAAAAAAAAAUAGAGGUAUACAUCUGACCUAAUACUUUAUAAUAUGACAUCUACUGUUGUUUUAAGAUUAUAACAUAACCCUUAUUGUUACAAGUUAUGCAAAUGAAGAACACUGGCAAUUGCUAAAUUGUAAAAUAUUAAUAUAUAUUUUAAAGAAGUAAAUACUUUGAAGGAUAAUUCAAGUGUAAUUUGRGUUAUUAUUUUUCAAUUUUAAAGAGCAAUGAAAAAUUUGAAUUGCAAGAUGUAUCAUCUUUGCUUGAGAAUAUGUUUUGAAGCUAUAGAAUAUUUAUUUUGGGAUAAAAUCUAGUUGUCUAAACAGAAUAAAAAAAAAGCAACUUAUGAAGUAAUGAUUAGAAGAGCAAAUAUGUAAUUGCAUAUGAUUAUAUUUAAUAAAUAAAUGCACAAUUUGCUCCUAUUCAUUAUAUGAUAACAUCAUGAUAACUAUGAUAGCUAAGUAUGUUGUACAGUAUCUACAAGCUUCUACUUGAAAAUGUUUUUUUUACUGCUAAGAUGUUGGAAGAGAAACUGUACUUUUAAAUCUYGUUUAAAGGAAACUUUGUAAAACACAGAAAUUUUAACAGAAUAAGCAAAUGUGAYGAAAAUCAUCUGCAAAAGUUUUGUCUCAUGUCUUUAAAAACAAAGAAAGGAGGAAAAAAAAAAGAAAGAAAAAAAGAAAGAAAAAAAAAAAGAAAAGUGCAAUGCUGUUACAGAAAUCUGAUUGUUACCUGCCUGGAACUGUUGUAGCUGAAUUUCUGUCCAUGUGUGCUAGUUUUGCAAAGUGUAACUCCAUCUACUUUUGUAAACGUUGUUUUUGUUUUCUCUUGGUGUAAUAAAAUUAUGUCACACUGUUAGUUGUA
Messenger RNA from Malurus melanocephalus (red-backed fairy wren), 3864 nucleotides. RefSeq names its product fibrinogen like 2 (gene FGL2). The transcript is spliced from 2 exons. NCBI's taxonomy places the organism in Eukaryota, Metazoa, Chordata, Aves, Passeriformes, Maluridae. Bases 1 to 1446 code for a protein of 481 amino acids. The record is from RefSeq and is a predicted model, not a curated record.